CCGACGGACAGGCUGUAGGCGAGCCCGAGCCCGUGCGCGCGUUUCGGUCGCGAAGGCGAAUGCGGUUCAGAAAACAAGGAUCGGCGGAGAGAGACGCGGAGAUAGACCGAGCUAGAGAGACCCAAACCCCGUAACUUAGACCGACAAAUUACCCGCUCAGCCGCGCUGUAUGAGAGCCACACCCGUCUCAGGAGACAGAGGAAAUUCUUUAGGAUGAAAUGAACAUCGGGUGGUGAAUGUCUGCAGGCUGUCUAUGAAUCUUGUACCUGGUGUUGGGAUUGUGGAGAAGCGUUUUGUGUUUUCCUCGAGCCACUGUCUGGAGGAUCUCUCUGUGAGCCGGAGUUUGUGUUGGAUUUCUCUCUGAUCUCCUGUGAGGGAGACAGCAGCCUCUGUAGAGCCUUGACUUGACAUCACAGCCACCAUGGUGCUGUCGCAAAGACAACGAGAUGAACUAAAUCGAGCGAUAGCAGAUUAUCUCCGCUCAAACGGAUAUGAAGAAGCAUAUUCAGUUUUCAAGAAGGAGGCAGAGUUAGAUGUGAAUGAAGAAUUAGACAAGAAGUAUGCUGGCCUUUUGGAAAAGAAAUGGACUUCAGUUAUCAGAUUACAAAAGAAGGUGAUGGAAUUAGAAUCCAAGCUAAAUGAAGCAAAAGAGGAGAUUACUUUAGGAGGACCUCUGGGUCAGAAGCGUGACCCUAAAGAAUGGAUCCCCCGUCCGCCAGAGAGAUACGCCCUGAGUGGUCAUAGGAGUCCUGUCACCCGGGUCAUUUUCCACCCUGUUUUCAGUGUUAUGGUCUCUGCCUCCGAGGAUGCUACAAUAAAGGUGUGGGAUUAUGAGACUGGAGACUUCGAGCGCACACUGAAGGGGCACACAGACUCGGUACAGGACAUCUCCUUCGACCAGACCGGCAAGCUGCUGGCAUCCUGUUCUGCUGAUAUGACCAUUAAGCUAUGGGAUUUCCAAGGAUUCGAAUGCAUCAGAACCAUGCAUGGACAUGACCACAAUGUUUCAUCUGUAGCUAUAAUGCCUAAUGGAGAUCAUAUCGUGUCUGCCUCUAGGGAUAAAACCAUUAAAAUGUGGGAAGUGGCGACUGGGUACUGUGUGAAGACAUUCACAGGCCAUAGAGAGUGGGUGCGAAUGGUGCGACCUAACCAGGACGGCACACUGAUCGCCAGCAGCUCCAACGACCAGACAGUGCGAGUGUGGGUGGUGGCGACAAAAGAGUGCAAAGCCGAGCUGAGAGAGCACGAGCAUGUGGUCGAGUGCAUCUCCUGGGCCCCUGAGAGCUCCUAUCCCACCAUCCUUGAAGCGACAGGAUCAGAGACUAAGAAGAGUGGCAAGCCUGGACCGUUCCUGCUGUCGGGAUCCAGAGACAAGACUAUCAAGCUGUGGGAUGUCAGCAUUGGCCUGUGCCUUAUGACACUGGUUGGCCAUGAUAACUGGGUGCGUGGCAUCAUGGUGCAUCCUGGUGGGAAGUUCAUUGUGAGCUGCGCUGAUGACAAGACCUUGCGGAUCUGGGAUUACAAAAACAAGCGGUGCAUGAAGACUCUGAAUGCCCACGAACAUUUUGUUACCUCUCUGGAUUUCCACAAGACGGCUCCUUACGUUGUGACUGGAAGCGUAGAUCAAACAGUAAAAGUGUGGGAGUGCCGCUGAUUAUAUCGACAGGAUCCCACCCCACCCCAUCCCAACCCACCCUCCUACUUCCUACUGCUCUGGAUGCACUCAGAUACCAUGGUUAUUUCCCAUCGAGCUCUGUUUAAAUAACUAUUGUCCUUUUAUGUAAAUUAUUCUGGAUGUAGAUUGAGCUAUUAAAUGUUACACAAAAAAAGUAUUCUUGCAUGGUGAAUCCAAAAUUGUAUACUGUAAAUUUACAUAACGUUGUCUAGAAGUACCAUAGGUUUAAGAACAUGGGCUGGUCUGAUCAGACCUGAAAGGCAGAAGUUGACUGGGUAAUUAAAAGUAGGGCACUAAACUGAUAUUUUUAAUGACAGUGUCGUUCUUGCGUGUCAGAUUAUUCUGUCUUUAUUAUUAUUUUUUUUUUCCACUGUCGUAGUCUGUUGGUGCCUAGAUCGGUGACCUCUUUGAGAAAAACAAAACUAUAAUUCCUCCGUGGAAAUUUGAUUGUCUGUGGGGCUCGUUAAUGGAAUAAUGUGUAGCUAUGUAACAUCACUUCUGAAGUGUGCUUACCGUUCUCUUAUUGUGAAACUAGAUAAUAUAUUAAUGACUGCAUCUAAGAAUGUGUUUCAAACUGUUCCGUUGUAAGACUACGGGGAAUAAAACUUUGAACCCUUGUCAUGGCACAUGUCUUAAUUAUAGAGUCAGGAGUUUAACAAUCUAGAAUUGCCACAAACGCGGUGGCAGGGAGGAGUUUCUUCUUUGCUUGGAUACAUGCUGGCUCAUCAAGUUAGCAUGGAUUUAAAUAUCCUAAAAUUAAUGUAAUUUACAACAAAAAGCUUUAAAAUGAUCAAAAUGUAAGUGACUAGGUGGUGCAGUAGGUACGUUAGUUUGCAUUUUUAAUCUGGCUGAAGACAGUAGUUCUGAUGGUAUUGGCUCGGUUCUGCACAGCAGUGUCCACGUCGUUAGUCCAACAUGCAGUUUGGCAUAGCACAGUGCUGUAGCCUGUGACAAAUUACCUUUAGCACUACAUUUUAAACGCCAAGUUAAACUAGCGUUUUAAAUACACACUGGCUUUUGAAAAUGAAUUUAAAUUUAAAAAGCACUAGAAAGGUGCUAUUUAGACAACAUGCACAGCACCCCACCCAUUUCCUUAUCUUUCCACCUUGUUUAGUGUAGUCUGUUUUAAGCUGGUUCUGUGUAGUAAACCACAAAUCAUGUUGCUAUGUUGAAGGAAGACAAGUGAUCUUUACUCAUGUUGGUGCGACCGAGGGAAAGCAAGCAGACCAGGCUGUAUUCAGAAAUGCCUAGCCAGACCUACAGCAUGACAAGGAUUCAAAAAGCCCCUUUAACAGCUGUUUGUUAGGGGAUGUGCAAAGAUCUUUCCUUGGAGAGAGAAAAAAAAAUUGAUUUAUAUUAAAAAAAAAAAAAAAAAAAAAAAAAAAAAAAAAAAGUGCACUUGUUCCUGAAGGAGAUACUAUACAACAAAUCUGUUAAGAGUAACAGAUUUUAACAGGAGUUUCUUUAAAAUAAAUAAGUGGAUUGAUCCAGUACUUUUGCUCUGGAAAUUUCAUGAAACGGUUUGCACACAGUGCUCUCUCAUUGACUUGGCUGUUUAUGGCCACAGUGUAUCCGAGUGGAGCGUGGAAAGCCCUAUGGUUUGGUGAAGUUUUCUGCACUCGAGCACCAGAGGCCCACCCAGACUCUGUUUUAUAACGAUCUUAUUGACUGGCACUUUUUUCCUUUUCAUUCAUUGGUCUUUACGGGGGUGGGGGUGGAGGUGCAAUUUUCAGAAAAAACUAAACCUGACCCCCCCCAACAAAACCUACUGCGAAACAAUGGCAAACCAACCUUUCACCCCCUCUGAAUCUAACUGCGAAACAAGCAGCAAGGCUCUGAAAUCAGAUUAACUUGCACAUCCCUGGUAUUAGAUCUCUGGUCUUCACUGACUGAAGAUUUAAGAAGUAAAUAAAUAAAAAAAAAAAAAAAAAAAAAAAAAAACAAAUGCAUACGCAGUUAUCAUUUUAAUUAGCCUUUUCAUGAAAAUGCAAUUAUAUAAUAAAGAAUUCCACUGCUUAACCAA
Messenger RNA from Polyodon spathula (Mississippi paddlefish), 3698 nucleotides. RefSeq names its product platelet-activating factor acetylhydrolase 1b, regulatory subunit 1a (gene pafah1b1a). The transcript has 11 exons. The coding region runs from base 422 to 1654 and encodes 410 amino acids. Gene Ontology annotation, molecular function: protein binding. NCBI's taxonomy places the organism in Eukaryota, Metazoa, Chordata, Actinopteri, Acipenseriformes, Polyodontidae. The record is from RefSeq and is a predicted model, not a curated record.